This is a messenger RNA of Exophiala bonariae, 723 nucleotides long. RefSeq lists its product as uncharacterized. The record is from RefSeq and is a predicted model, not a curated record. The transcript has a single exon. Lineage: Eukaryota; Fungi; Ascomycota; Eurotiomycetes; Chaetothyriales; Herpotrichiellaceae. Bases 1 to 723 code for a protein of 240 amino acids.
AUGACCGAUCACUUGCUGCAGCCUCGGCUCGUUACAGCCUUGUCGGCACUAGGCAUUGGCCUCUCAACAGCAUUCUCAAUAGGAUCUCUUACAUUGACAUAUUUCGCCAUCCCAGCACUUCUGUUACCCGCCGACGCACCGCUGAUGCCACCAUUAGAACUCGUCGCGGAACGGCGAGCACGACAUUUCCGCACCGAGAAAGCACCUGAACAGCCCGCCGACAGUGGACUGGGCGAUGAGGACGAAACCCUACUAGAUCACGGAGCUGUCGAGAAGAUCAUCAGCGGCAAGAAUCGAUCGUCCUCGGAGGGGUAUCUGCUGAGACAGUGGUUCCACCUGUUCGCCAAGGGGAUGCACACUUUCCCUCCCUUGGCUGUUUCCGGCGCGCUUUGUUACGGCAUCUGCAUCGUGGUCCUGCCGGGCCGUAUAUUGCAAACCAAGAACGUGAGCUUGCUGUGGAAGAGAGGCUUGUUCGCCACGUCCGCUAUCCUUUCCGCGGGAAUCAUGAUUUUCACCUUGACGGUCAUGAAGCCGGUGAAUUCCGCACUCCAUGAUAGGGUGAAGAAGGUGGUGGAGUAUGAAGGUCAGGGGAAGUCGGCCGGAUCGCAGAGUGAUAUCGAGGAUACCGAACGACUCAUUAGGAAAUGGGGCAGAGUGAAUGCUUGGAGGUCGGUGCUGCCGGUGCUUGCGGCGGCUUUCGCUACCGCAGCACUUGCGGUGUGA